AUGGCGCAGCAAAGAAAUCAAGCAGACGAAAUGAAAUUCUGCUGUUCGAUCUGUUUGGAUCUACUGAAGGAUCCGGUGACUAUUCCCUGUGGACACAACUACUGCAUGAGCUGUAUUAAAGCCCACUGGGAUAAAGAAGGCCAGAAGAAAUGUCACAGCUGUCCUCAGUGCAGACAGACUUUCAACCCGAGGCCUGCCCUGGUGAAGAACACCAUGUUGGCAGAGUUGGUGGAUGAAAAGAAGAAUGUUCCAGCUGAUCACUGCUAUGCCAGACCUGGAGAUGUGGUCUAUGAUUUCGGCACUGGUAGGAAUGUUAAAGUUGUUGAAGCCUCUGUUAAGCUUCAGGACAACAUCUGCUCUCUUCAUAAUAAGUUAAAAGAGAUUUACUGCCGCACUGACCAGCAGUGUAUCUGCAUUCUCUGUUUACUGGACGACCAUAAAGGCCACGACAAAGUCUCAGCUGUAGCAGAGAGGACGGAGAAGCAGAAGAAGCUCGGUGAAAGUCGGCAAAGAAUCCAGCAGAGAGUCCAGGACCGAGAGAAAGACUUGAAAAAGCUUCAGGAAGAGACGGAGACCAUCAAUCACUCUGCUGAUAAAGCAGUGGAGGACAGUGAGAAGAUUUUUACUGAGUUGAUUUGUCUCAUUGAGAAAAGACGCUCUGAUGGGAAGCAGCAGAUCAGAUCCCAGCAGGAAACUGAUGUGAGUCAAAUCAAAGAUCUUCAGGAGAAGCUGAACCAGGAGAUCACUGAGCUGAAGAGGAAAGACGCCGAGCUAGAGCAUCUCUCACGUACAGAGGACCACACCCACUUUCUUCAUGGUUACCCCUCACUGUCAGAGCUCCCUGAGUCUACAGACUCACCAAGACCAAACAUCUACUGUCUGCAGUACUUUGAGGAUGUGGUGGCAGCUCUGACAGCAGCCAGAGAUAAAAUGCAUGCCAUUCUUACUGGGACAUGGAGUUUAGCAGAGCCGACUACCAGAGCUGAGUUCUUACGAUAUUCACGUGAAAUCACACUGGAUCCAAACACAGCAGGUAGAUGUCUUGUUUUAUCAGAGGGCAACAGAAAAGUAACAUUUGAUGGAAAAAAUAAACCAUAUCCUAAACACCCAGAAAGAUUCAGUCAACAACCUCAGGUCUUGAGUAAAGAUGGACUGACUGGACGUUGUUACUGGGAGGUCACGAUGAGCAAGGAUGCCAGAGUAGCAGUCGCUUAUAAGAGUAUCAGCAGAUCAGGGGACAUUAAGGCACAUGCAUUUGGAUUCAAUAAGAAGUCUUGGGCACUCUAUUGUUUUGAUGUUUAUACCUUCAUGCAUGACAACCACAGUGUCAGCAUCUCAGGCCCUGUAUCCUCCAGAAUAGGAGUGUACCUGGAUCACAGAGCAGGUAUUCUGUCUUUCUACAGCGUCUCUAAAACUAUGACUCUCCUCCACAGAGUCCAGACCACGUUCACUGAGCCGCUCCAUGCUGGAGUUUAUGUUUAUGGUUCUGACGGAGACACUGCUGAGUUCUGUAAACUCGAGUAG
This is a messenger RNA of Centropristis striata (black sea bass), 1524 nucleotides long. Its product is annotated as tripartite motif-containing protein 16-like. Lineage: Eukaryota; Metazoa; Chordata; Actinopteri; Perciformes; Serranidae. Gene Ontology annotation, molecular function: protein binding; zinc ion binding; ubiquitin-protein transferase activity. The transcript has a single exon. The coding region runs from base 1 to 1524 and encodes 507 amino acids. The record is from RefSeq and is a predicted model, not a curated record. Gene Ontology annotation, biological process: protein ubiquitination.